Rubroshorea leprosula is the source of this 1689-nucleotide messenger RNA. The record is from the annotation of a GenBank genome assembly. Lineage: Eukaryota; Viridiplantae; Streptophyta; Magnoliopsida; Malvales; Dipterocarpaceae.
ACACCGCCCCAGUCUCCCAUUUUUGGCUUUUACCCUUUCAUACACACAAUCACCGACUCUCUGUAGUAGCUCCCAUGGCGGAUUUACUCAUACAUUCAAGAUCCUGCAUUUAAACAGCCUCUCUCACUGAAAUUUUAUUCGAAUUCGUCAGUUUGAUUUAGAACACAAAAUUGAAAAUCCGUAGAUCGUUGUCUUUGAUUGAUGUUAGCAAGUCUUGCCUCAAUUCAAUUAGGCAAGUGCGUUUGUUUUCAACCAUUGUGCCGCAUCACAGUCCUUCCUAAUGCAGCUUUAGAUAUACAGAAUGAUUGGACCAGAUGAGAGGGGUGAUUGCACCGGUAGAAGUUCAAGGUAACUGAACACAAUUUGUUUAAUCUAUCUUCUCAUGUUUUGUGCAUGGCUGGAUCAAAGAGCAUUUAGGACCAUUGAUCAAAAUAUUGUUAGGUUACCAACUUACCCUUCUUUAGUCAACAAGAGACCCCUAUCUCUGUAUUUUCUUAAAAUUUAAGUUCAACUCUAUCAUCUUUUAUUUUCUUCUUUAUUAUUAUUUUUCCCUACUUUUUAAUCCUCAAAUCUGAUUUCAAUUAACUGAAUUCUAUACUUUCUCAUUGCAAUAUGCAAGAAGGUAUUGAAGGAAAUCCUGUAGCUGGUCCGUGAAAAAUGUUUUUAUGGUUCUUUCCGUUUUUCCAGUUUCAAUUACCAGUACUUUCCCAGAGGCAAUGUUAUUCAGUUAUUGCUUGCUAUCUUUCCCAAAUAGCUGUUAGAGGUCAUAAGCAAUUGUAGCACCCAGCUCUUUUCCAACAUAGUUGUUUAAAUUUGUUAAAAUAUAAACUGUUUCUUUCAAUAAUCAAGCACUUACUUCAUCUUCUCUCUCCGAGAAUACAUUAAAUAAAAGAGAGAUUAGUAAAAAUAGGCCUUUAAAAAAUAAGAUUAAUUUGUAGAGAGAUGAACUGCUGGUACAGGGGAGAGAGUAAUAAUAAGGGUAGCGUCAUAUGUUGAUUGAGAUUGUACUUUUGGAUCAUAUUUGGGUUCCUUUUUCUUUUCUAUUUGAUGUGUUUAAAGGGCAAGAAAUUUUUAAGAGCAAAUCAAAUUUUGCAGUAUGAAUUUGCUAUUAACAAAGAAAUGCCUUGCAAAUUUGAGUUUUGAAUCUUUGGUUUCCCAUUGUACGAGGAAAAAGUCGUUAUAUAGUGUUUUUAGAUUUAACUCAUAAGAAGGGAAUUGGGAUUCUAAAGAAAUUUGUAAUUGAUUUUUGAAUUUUGGUCUUGUACUCCUAUUUUGUUGAUGGAUUUUAAGUAGUGAUAAUAAAAACUCUUGAUUUUCAAUUAUAAGUUUCUGGUAGUAUUUGCUUACUCCAUCUCUCUUAGCUUGAAGGUGACACUCUUGAUUCCUUUCUAUGUUGAUUUAGUAUAUGGAAUUUAAUUUUGUGGGCUGUAUGAUUGAUAAAAGUUAGAAUUUUUUCUGCUAUUUGUUUCAAAUCAGUGUUCAUUGCCUUUUUCCCCAUUUUUUUCUUUCCAAAGCUUGACAAUUCUCUGUGUAAUUAUAAUCAUUUAUGAUGGGUGUUUGAAAUUUUUGGUUCAUUUUAACAUUGGUGUCGUGGUGGACAUUUGAUUUAAGCUUGCAUUGGUCUAUGCUCCCUUUAUUAUGUUAAAUGUAGCUCCAUUGAUAGAUUUUAUAUAAAUUAUAUCAAAUUUU